This is a messenger RNA of Porites lobata, 5736 nucleotides long. The record is from the annotation of a GenBank genome assembly. Lineage: Eukaryota; Metazoa; Cnidaria; Anthozoa; Scleractinia; Poritidae.
AUGCUCACGCCUUUGUCACUUAAUAUUAUUAAAUUCACAGCUAUAUCUAGUUCUCUAGAUGAUGUGCUUUGUCCUGGAAUAGCGGGGCUUCCUGCAACGGUUUUCAUCGGAGCUACACCAGCAACUGUACCAACCGUAGCAGCUGCUACUCCAAAGCCAACUGCUGCAACUCCUAAAGUGACUGUGUCACCAGCAGUUGCUGCGGCAAACUCGGCUGCUGCGGCAAAAGCGGCAGCUAAAUCCAAAGCAGUGCAAUCAGCAAAACAAGCUGUCGCCGCAGCAAAGGCAGCAGCAGCUAAUGCAGCUGCAAAGGCAAAGGCAGCUGUGGCUGCAAAAAAGGCGGCUGCAGCCAAAGCUGCGGCAGCGAGACAAGCAGCGACGCAAGCAAAGGCUGCAGCAGCAGCGCAAGCUCGAGCUGCUGCCAAAGCUAUGGCUGUGGCAAAAGCAGCUGCAGCUGCUAAGAAGGCUGCCACGGCUAAGGCGCAAGCAACGAAGAAAUCAGCGGCGGCUGCGAAGGCAGCAAUAGCUGCCAGGAAAGCAAACGCUGUCAGGGCAGCAGCUGCAGCUAAAGCAACAGCAGCUGCAGCUAAAGCAAAGGCAGCUCAGAAAGCAGCACAAAGAGCAAAGGCAAAUGCUGCAAUCAAAGCAGCAGCUAAGCUUCAAGCACGAGCAGCCGCGGUCAAGGCAACUGUUGCCGCCAGAGCAGCCGCAGCUAGGUCAAGAAAGGCAUCGAAGACUGCUGCAGCUGUCAAAGCUGCGGCAAAAGCAAAAGCGGCAGCAGCUGCAAAGGCGCAAGUAGCAGCAAAUGCAGCUAAAGUAGCUAAGAAACAAGCAGCUGUCCAAGCAGCGGUAGCAAAUGCAAAGGCAGCUUCAGCGAAAAACGCUGCGGCGGCUUCCAAGGCUGCUGCUAAAGCGCAAGCAGCAAAAGCGGCCCGGGCAGCAGCAACCGCAAAAAACGCAGGCAAACCAACUCUAGCUCCCACAACAGUGCCAAGGACUUCCUCACCAUCGGCAGGGUCUUCAGUUAAACCAGGGGUGCUCACCGGUACCAAAAAGCCCAGUAUAAGCACACCCAUAACGGCAAAGAUUGCUGCAACUACACCACCACUGGUGGCGACAACAUCAAGACCGAGGACAACAGUUUCUGUUACAAACAGGCCAGGUUGGUAGCCUUAUUUUAGUUAACCUUGCUGAGCUGGACGCUUUGUUUUGAAUAAUUUGGACAAUAGUAAUAGGAUAAUUGUUUGUUCUCUUGCCAUUCUUUAUUCUUCAUGUGAAUCAGCAGUUCUCAACAACUUCAUUCUGCUGUAAACUACACAUUUACCAUCAAUUAAAGUUGAACGAUGUACGGACUGUUUUCGCGGCACAACGUUUUUGACUAAUAUUUAUUUUCGUUAAACCAAAAUGGGAACGCACGCACAACAAAACAUUGCGAUUUCACGUCUUCAGCGACUAUCAGUUUUAUGGUCGUGCUUUUCAAUUAGUUGUUGUAUUGUACUGUUUUCAAAGGUUCCCCUGUGAAAUCAUUUAAUGCUGUACUGCGAAUACCCAGUGGCAAACACCAUCCCGCACUGAACAACAAACAAUCUUCUGAGUUCAAGGGGCUUGAAAAACAACUAUGUAGUAAGGUAAGGAAUAAGCUUCCAUUUUCGUUCAAACGUACUCCGCUUGAAUCUGGUUUGUUCUUGUUUUCAGUUAUUAUGGCGGUUUCUUUCAAAACAAAGUUUAAUCUGUUUUUUCUGAAGUUCUUCAUAGUGACAGAAGCUUACGGCGGACACUCGGCAGAAGUGGUUAGAGGGGUGGGGUGUUUUUUUCUCUUUUGUGGUUCGCAAAGUAAGAGUUAGAGCAGCGCGAAUGAUGAACCGGAUUCAAAACAGGAAACGAUGGGGGAUGGGACAAGGGGAGAAGGCCCCCUACCACAUCGUUUUCUUUUUCAUCCUUGCUUCAGCUUUCGCACGGUUGUAUCUCUUACUUGACCAACCACAAAAUAAAAAACCACCAAAAAUAUCGCCAGCUACUCAGGCUAGUAGAGAAGGAACAAGACAUUCGCUCUUUUUUGGUCUUUUCCGCUUUUGCUCCUUUGUUUAUGGUUACCGCUUCAGUCUUUGCUUCCAUUACUUCUAUCGUUUGUAUUGAUGGAAGUAGUGAAAGGGUGAGGAGUAGCCUGCGAACAGCAAAUGCAGUUCCGGUCGUCGCUUCUCUCAAUCCGAAGAGAGAGAAGCGACGACCGGAAAUGCGUCUGCUGUUCGCAGGCUAGGUGAGAAGCAGCUUUCCUGCUCUCACUGAAUGACGUAACCGACAAGGACUUCCUUUUUAAACUGUCUAAGUUAGUCUUGAAUAAGUGUUUGUCAAACUGUUUACUCCUUUAGGUUAAGUCAGCUAUAAAAGCAGUAACGCAAUGUCGUGUUCAAAGUUUCCGGUAGGUAGUGACAUCAAACAUUAUUCAGUUUAACUUGGACGAAAACUCAUAUUGCUUAGCUGGUCACUCAUAAAAUCAGACUACGGAUUUCACUGUAGCCUGCAUUUUACUUCGGCUCUCUUUUAUACUCCAUGUUUAAUUUAUCAUUGCGGUAAAUAGAUAACAUUUCUAAGUGCGAUGAUCACGUUUGCCGUUUAUAUACUUCGUCCGCACCGUAUAUAUUUAGUAUUAUCAUAGUUACGUCAAAUAGAAAAUGGGGAAAUUUUUUAGUAGCCUCUGACGCUGCAGUCCUUAGGGUUCUUUCGCUCUUGGAAGACUGUGGAGUACUGUGCUAGCACGUCUGUGGGCGACCUUGGUGUUAUAAGUGUGAGGCAGAGAAACACAAUGCAAGUAAAAGGCGAAGCUAAGACAUUAUUUUGGGAAAUCUAGGUGCAACCAUCAGGAACGACGGCAUUUUCAUGGCCGAACGUUAACCUGUCCCGGCCCCUUAUUUUUAAAACAAACUGAGGCCCGAAGGGCCGGCAAAAUGUUUUUUUGAGACCGGCCCGUUCCCUUAUCUCAGGGUCUGGAUGACCGCCCCCCCCCCCACCCUUAUCUGAAGGUCUGGAUCCGCCAGUGGCAGUGAACCCUGCUCUUGAGACUCCUGCUCAGAAUGGAGGUUAAAUAAGUGCGCACUAUACUACUAAGUUUGUUGUGUUUCUUUGCAGACCUGGAAGUCUGUUAGUGGACUUUUAUCUGAAGUUUCUUAGCACCAUAUCUAACCCCGUACAGCUGUUGCUUAAUCUACUUAAAACCGGGUUUAUUGGAAGUAUUCCGGUUGAUAAGCUGCCAAAGAGACUCUACAACGGGACAGGUACGUGCAAAGCGGUGUCUGUGCACAUUGUACCAGCGCAUAUAUAUAGGUUUAGACCAAAGUCGCGUCGAAUAGACACUACUUAAGUGAAUAUAGUACCGCAUGCAUAGCAAUUAGAUCAGUCCUGUAGUCCUUUGCGGACGCCUAAAAUCUCCUAAACAGGAGCGUAGCUAAAAAUUUUCCAGAGGUACGCACAAUUCGUUUGCGCGAGGGUGACUUGAUUAUAAUUCCCCUUUUUUAUCGUUAUUAUGACCACCGUGUUCUUCAGGCAGCAGUAUUUACGGCUUUUCGCUUGUGACAAAAGCUGCAAAAUGCCUUAUUUUCCUUGAAGUUAUAUCUGAAGGGGGUUAAAGGGAACUUAUAUUUUAGGUAAAUGAGCGCCCCUUUUCAACUGUCCCUUAUUUACCUUCUUCCCCUUUGCUUUGCUUUUCUAUUUUGUGUUUGUUUUUUAAUUAUCUUCGCCAUUUUUCCAGGCGCACGUGCGUACUGGGCGUACAGAUAGCUACACCCAUGCUCAUAGUUUUUUGACUUGGUUUCUUUUUCUUUAGCCGAUUUUGAAGAGAAAGCAGGUGAAUAGAGGGAGGGUACAAUUAAUACUUGGCGGUUUAUAAGGCUAUGCGCACACUAUUCCGCAUAGCAUAUCCGGUUGGGUACAGUCAGAAACUCAUAAGGGACAGACAACAACUACUCGAGCGUAAACACCAUGUUGUUGGCUUCGGCGAACUAGCACUCGUUUUCUCGGUUUCUUCACUCUUGUUAAAUGUUUUCGUACUGUUUACACCUAUAAAAUUUUCCAAGCAUACACAUAAUUUACUCCGGGGAUGGUAGCAGUUUAGGGGGAAAUUGGCUUACCAUCCGGGCCAAACGCAACAUUAAGGCCAUUUAUACGAGGAAAAAUAAGACGCGUCUUACAUAUGACGCGUCCUAAAUAAGACGCGAACAUUCCGUAUAAACGGCACAUUUCGUCUAAAUAAGACGCGGCUUAGUUAAGACGCGUCUUAUUUUAGAACAGCCCUUAACACUUGUUCUUAGAUAAGACGCGUCUUAGCUACGACGAGAAAAACUUCGUAUAAAUGACCUUCGCGUCUUACAUAAGACGCGAACGCAUACGUUAAUUUUUGGCGCGCCACGUUGGAUUGCCGUUGCUAAGGGCAACAUUCACAUGAAAACGCGUCAAGAACAGAAAUAAGACGCGAACCAUUUAUACGAGCUGUUCUCGUCUUAGAUAAGACAUGCUCGUAUAAAUGGUAUUGUUCGCGUCUUAUUUAAGACGCGUCUUAUGUAAGACGCGUCUUAUUUUUCCUCGUAUAAAUGGCCCUAUUAUGAAAUUUAAUCUUCAAAAUUAACGGGUGAUGUUGCCACAUUUAGGCCACGCGAAAGUCACGCAACGAGAGUUUCCAAAUAUGGUAAAAAUGAAUAUUUACGAGCAUUGAACGCGAGUUACACGUCCGAACUCCUUAUGGGUUUCUGGUACAGUAUAGUGUGAACACCUAUCUGAUCAUGAUAUGAGACUCUCAACUUUAAAGAUCGGCGCGGCGUAGCUUCGCUCCGUUACAGAAAUCGCGCCGAAAUCAUCGAUACUACGUGUGAACAGAAGCUCUAUCCGGUAUGUUUUCCCCGCCGUCAGAAUGCUAUCCUUUAUAAUUUGAACGAAUAAGGAAUGAAAAGAACAGUUGGCAUGACUAGUAUGAGAAGAGAAGAAGAGUAAAACAAGCGCCUUUAGUAUUUACAUUUAUGGGGAAAUGUCAAAAUGUGAGUGGACAAGCAUGUGCGGCACACGGCGGCCAUAUUGUCCCAGGAGACUGAAAUGGCUUUGUUUUACCACCCUCUACCUCGUAGCGAAAAAAUUGGGAGCGAGGCUAGACAGGUAAUAGAAAGCUGCUUUAGUCUCUCGGGACAAAAUGGCUGCCUUGUGACAAAAACCCAUGGCGUCAUGCUCAUUUCAAGUUCACAGCCCUGAAAUAAAAUUGGACCUUAUUAGGCCGUUUUUGUUUCUAGAUCGUAUUUGAGAGGGCUCAAAAAUCCUUUAGGGUUAUCACACUUCCUAUCUUGACGGAAAGUUGCGUCAAUCUCAUAUUUUUUUCCUUGUGUUUCAGGAGUCACGUUUCCUCCAGGUUUUUCUGGCUGCAAGCCUGUAGGCUGUCCAAACCCCUGCCUUCCUCCUACAUGCAGUACAGUAUGUUCAACUGGAAUUCAAUGCUCCAACCCUGUUACCAGCUUACCAUUUGUUUCGACUCCAGUCGUCGCUCCCACGGUACCAGUAAUUCCUAUGUCAUACCCUGCACCGCCAAUAUAUUUUCCAGCUCCAUACCCUGCUACUCAACCCAUGCCUGUUCCUGCCCCCUGCCCCGUGCAGUGCGUGCAACAUACGCCGCAGUUCUGCCCUGCCUACUGUCCCAGGAGAUGCUGUCGAGCGGGCGUACCAUUGACAAGGGCAGGCAAGAGAAGCGGAAUUAAGAGACCU